Molecule: messenger RNA, 492 nt
Organism: Lodderomyces oxycetoniae
Lineage: Eukaryota; Fungi; Ascomycota; Pichiomycetes; Serinales; Debaryomycetaceae
Exons: 1
Coding region: 1-492 (163 amino acids)
Biological process (GO): Rho protein signal transduction
Cellular component (GO): cytoplasm; cytosol; membrane
Molecular function (GO): Rho GDP-dissociation inhibitor activity; protein binding
Source: RefSeq, a predicted model, not a curated record
AUGUCUCUAAAAACAAGAGAACAAUUACUAGCCGAUUUUGAAAAUGAGUUAAUUCGAUUUGAGGCCAUGUCCAUUAAGAUAGAUGGUUAUGAACAACCGCUUGUGUUUUCCAGAGAUAUGGAUCCGAUACCUCAAAGACUUUACUUUAUUUUACCAGAGUACUCGGUGUACCACUUGACGAUAAGAUUCAAAGUAAAGAGAAGAUCAUUGAAAAACUUGACUUAUCAUCAAACUGUCAAGAAAUCUGGUAUUAUUGUGGACUCUAGAGAUUUACCCAUGGCGCAAGAUGCCUAUGUCAACGAUCAUACCAAUGAAAAUGAUUACCACGAAGUGACAUUUGCGAGAAGUGGAUUGCCCGGCGGGUCGUUUCUAAGAACGGAAUUUACAUCGAAAUCUAUUAUAAGAGAAAAUGGGAAAAAGAUUUGGAGUUACAGAUGGAUUCUUCAAAUAGUUGAGAAAUCUAGACCUCCAGCAAUUGGAGGAUUUAUCUAA